AUGCUGCAUCCGAUCAGAUGUGUCCUGCACAGGAGUCUUCACCGCGGCUGCUGCCGGCACCUGUCACUGUCAGCUCAAUGCUACAACACUGGCCGGAAGGGUCUUGUGUUGGGUGCUUAUGAAAAAACUGAAGAAGAAAACGUGGUCUUCACUCAGGCAGGGGACAGGUUUGACAACAUUGUGUCUGGGAAGCUGAGAGAUCAGUUGACAAGAUCUGGACCUUCCCUCAAGAAAGGCAAAUCACGGAUAUUUUAUGGUUUACAUGAGGAAUUUCCCAGUGUUGUAGUGGUUGGGCUGGGUAAAGAAUCUGCUGGCUUUAAUCAACAUGAGGUUUGGAAUGAGAGGAAGGAGAACAUCAGAACUGCAGUGUCAGUGGGCUGCAGACAGCUUCAAGACAUGGAAAUUGAACAAGCGGAGGUGGACCCUUGUGGAGAUGCCCAGGCAGCAGCAGAAGGUGCCCUUCUUGGGCUGUUUGAGUAUGAUGAGCUUAAGAAGAAAAAGAAGAAACUUGUUUCUACCAGGGUGUAUGGGAGUCAAGAAGGAGAGGCCUGGCAGAAAGGAGUGUCCUAUGCAGAGGGACAGAACCUGGCCCGCUAUCUGAUGGAAGCGCCUGCAAACUACAUGACACCGACUAGGUUUGCGCAGAUAUUUGAGGAGAAGUUGGAAAAGUUGGGAGGCAAUGUAAAGGUCUUCACAAGGUCAAAGCAAUGGAUAGAGGAACAACAGAUGGGAGCAUUUUUAAGUGUAGCCAAAGGGUCUGAUGAACCUCCAGUGCUGUUGGAAAUCCACUAUACUGGCAGCCCUGACCCUAAGGAUCCACCCCUGGUCUUUGUUGGGAAGGGAGUCACUUUUGAUAGUGGUGGGAUUUCUAUAAAGCCAUCAUCAGGAAUGGAUGCAAUGAGAGCAGAUAUGGGUGGAGCUGCUACUGUCUCUUCUGCAAUAUUAACUGCUGCAACACUAAAGUUACCCAUCAAUCUGAUUGGUUUGGCUCCUUUGUGCGAAAAUAUGCCCAGCGGCGGAGCAAAUAAACCUGGUGACGUUGUGAAAGCAAAGAAUGGAAAGACGAUUCAGGUGGACAACACUGAUGCCGAAGGGCGAUUGCUUUUGGCUGAUGCUCUCUGUUAUGCACAUAAUUUCAAUGCACGAGCCAUCGUAAAUGCAGCAACUCUAACUGGUGCUAUGGACGUGGCUCUAGGAUCUGCUGCUACCGGUGUGUUCACCAAUUCUUCCUGGCUGUGGACUCAUCUUCAAGAGGCCAGUGCUGUGACAGGAGACCGAGUUUGGAGGAUGCCUCUAUUUGAGCACUAUAGUAAACAAGUGACAGAUUCUGCCCUUGCUGACCUUAAUAAUGUUGGGAAAUACAGCAGGUCUGGAGGAGCGUGUACUGCGGCUGCAUUCCUGAAGGAGUUUGUCACCGUGCCUCACUGGGCUCAUCUAGACAUCGCUGGCGUCAUGUCAAACAAGGAUGAGGUUCCUUACCUGCGCAAAGGAAUGGCAGGGCGCCCCACAAGGACCUUGAUUGAAUUUGUUGACCGACUUAGUAAAGACAGGAAUCCCACAUAA
Messenger RNA from Staurois parvus, 1563 nucleotides. Lineage: Eukaryota; Metazoa; Chordata; Amphibia; Anura; Ranidae. The record is from the annotation of a GenBank genome assembly.